Molecule: messenger RNA, 282 nt
Organism: Opisthorchis viverrini
Lineage: Eukaryota; Metazoa; Platyhelminthes; Trematoda; Opisthorchiida; Opisthorchiidae
Exons: 2
Source: RefSeq, a predicted model, not a curated record
AUGGUGUUCCACCAGUGCUCAUGGAUUCUACGAAAACCCAAUGUCGGUCUCACUCUUCUCAGAGGUCAUCAUAGAGAAUAUCCUACAACGGAGGAUGAUUUUGCAAGGUCCCGUUGGCGUUAUUUUUAUAGGAGGAAUCGUUGUACCAAGAAAAUUUGCCACGCACAAGGGUACGAUGAAUUUGGCCAUUACAAUCAGUCGUCACCGAAUGGAGAGAAGUCGAAAGAGCGUUCGUUCGGCUCAUCAACCGGUUUAUCGGAACUUGAACAAAAGAUCAGGUGA